Molecule: messenger RNA, 1884 nt
Organism: Coniosporium apollinis CBS 100218
Lineage: Eukaryota; Fungi; Ascomycota; Dothideomycetes
Product: transketolase
Exons: 2
Coding region: 1-1884 (627 amino acids)
Biological process (GO): pentose-phosphate shunt
Cellular component (GO): cytosol
Molecular function (GO): transketolase activity
Source: RefSeq, a predicted model, not a curated record
AUGCACCUUGUCGGCGUCAAGAGCAUGACGGUAGAGCAACUGAAGUCAUACCACUCCACGCGAUAUGAUUCGAUUUGCCCCGGCCAUCCUGAAAUUGAGAACGAGGGCGUUGAAGUAACCACGGGUCCCCUUGGUCAAGGCGUUGGUAAUGCAGUCGGUCUCGCUAUGGCGACUAAACACCUGGCUGCAACCUACAACAAGCCUGGCAUUGAAGUCGUCAAUAACAUGACAUGGUGUAUGAUUGGCGACGCCUGUCUCCAAGAGGGUGUUGGACUAGAGGCCGUUUCCCUCGCCGGUCACUGGAAACUCAACAACCUUUGUAUCAUCUACGACAACAACUCGAUCACUUGCGACGGUACAGCCGACGUUGCAAAUACCGAAGACAUUAAUGAGAAGAUGAAGGCGACAGGGUGGAACGUCAUUGACGUGUUUGAUGGCCACUCAAACAUUGGUGCUAUUGUUCAAGCCCUGAUGACUGCCCGAAGUAGCGAUAAACCGACCUUUAUCAAUAUUCGAACGGUCAUCGGCUUCGGCUCACUCAUGGCUGGAAAUGCCAAAACUCACGGUGCUGCCCUAGGCGCCGAAGAUGUUGCCAACAUUAAGAAGGCAUUCGGCUUAAACCCUGAAGAGCAUCUCGUCAUCCCGCCUGAGGUAUACGACUUCUUUAGGGAGGUUGCGGAUCAUGGCGAGCAACUCGAGGCAGAUUGGAACUCGACAAUUAAAGCUUACACAGAGACAUACCCAGAGCUUGCAGCCGAGUUCAAGCUCCGCGUGGAGGGCAAGAUGCUUGAUGAAUGGACCAAGUAUAUCCCGAAGAAGGAAGACUUCCCCACAGGCCCAACCGCUUCGAGGAAGUCAGCCGGACUCGUGGGAAAUCCGCUGUGUGAGAAUGUAAAGAAUUUCCUAAUCGGCACUGCGGACCUGACACCAUCUUGUAAUGUUGCGUACAACAAGAAGGUUGACUUCCAGUCGCCUGAGCUUCGAACCGCCUGUAAUUUGAACGGAGACUACACAGGGAGAUAUAUUCACUACGGCAUCCGCGAGCACGCCAUGGGCGCAAUCGCAAACGGCCUCGCUGCAUUCAACAAAGGCACAUUCUUGCCAAUCACGAGCACGUUUUUCAUGUUCUACAUCUAUGCGGCUCCCGCUGUCCGCAUGGGUGCUCUCCAAGGCCUCCAGCAAAUCCAUAUCGCUACACACGACAGUAUCGGAACAGGUGAAGACGGUCCCACACAUCAGCCAAUCGCAUUGCCAGCAUUGUACCGUGCAAUGCCAAACCUCCUCUACAUCCGACCAUGUGAUUCGGAAGAGGUCGCCGGCGCCUUCAUUUCGGCAAUCAAUGCUAAGGAGACCCCAACCAUCAUCUCUCUUUCCCGCCAAAACCUCACACAAUACCCACAAUACUCGUCCCGCGACGGCGUUGCUAGAGGUGCCUACGUCUUUAUCGAAGAACCAGAGUUUGACGUUACACUAAUCGGCGUGGGGUCGGAAAUGGGCUUCACGGUUCAGACCAAGGAGCUGUUGGAAAAGGAGCAUGGUCUCAAGGCCCGCGUUGUCUCGUUCCCCUGCCAGCGUCUCUUCGAGCAACAAUCCAAGGAAUAUAAACAGUCGGUCCUAAAACCGAAAUCUGGAAAGCCUAUCGUCGCCAUUGAAGCUUACGCCGCAAAUGGCUGGGAACGCUACGCCGAUGCCUCGAUAUCAAUGAGGCGGUUCGGCAAGAGUCUGCCGAGCGCCACGACAUAUGAGUAUUUUGGGUUCCAGCCGAAGAUUAUGGCGCCAAAGAUUAGUGCAUUGGUAGAGGAGGUGAAGAGAGAGGGAAUUGAGAGUUUGAGGGGCGAUUUCAGGGACUUGAAUGGGUAUCUAGGAAUUGGGUUUGAGCAUUGA